This is a messenger RNA of Aspergillus bombycis, 1407 nucleotides long. RefSeq names its product putative RING finger domain protein. The record is from RefSeq and is a predicted model, not a curated record. Bases 1 to 1407 code for a protein of 468 amino acids. NCBI's taxonomy places the organism in Eukaryota, Fungi, Ascomycota, Eurotiomycetes, Eurotiales, Aspergillaceae. Gene Ontology annotation, cellular component: nucleoplasm; cytoplasm. The transcript has 3 exons.
AUGGCCGAUGUGGGGGAUCGCAUGUUUUGUCAUGCCUGUGGCAGGGUAUGGCUACGCAGAGAUCAUGGGCUGGAAUGCCCACAUUGUCAUUCUGAGUUCACCGAAAUUGUGUGUCAUCCUUCCUUCUCCCUCUUUUCAUGCUAUACAAUGCUUGGUUUGGACAUGCUGACGGGCCAGAUCGAAAUCCCGCCAGAUACGGAAGAAGUCCCCGACCCUCCAACAUCUGUCCCCGAAGCCCGGCCAGCUCCCCCAAGAAACCCAUGGGCAGACCACAACCCCUGGGAUCAUGACGAUUUGAACAGAGACACCGCCGACUGGGGCUCGGGCAAUGGAUUCCGUCACCACACCUACAGGUCUCCGGAUGGCCGGUUUACUUUUUCCAGCACUACAUACACACGGCGUGGUUCGUCUGGUCAGCAAAUGCCGGCGGAUCCGCUAAUGCCUAUGGUCCGCGGAUUGGACACUAUUUUCCAUGGGUUGGCCGACACCUACCGGCAGACGGAGUACAGGCAACCGAAUGAGCGAGAUUCACCACCGGGGCCGUGGAGGAGCGACAGACAGAACUACAGGUUCAGCCCAAAUGACUCGAGGAUAUACAGCACGUCGUUUGAUUUCGACAUGGACACGCGGAGCAAUGGGGGCAUGGGGUCCGAGUUCCAUACGGCAGGGGGGCUACAUCCUCGUGAUGCAGAUAGUCCACAGCCUAUGGGUACUCCUCUACGAACUCUGGGCGAUAUUCUUGAGCUAUUCCGAAACGAUUUUGGAAGCAACGGCUCACCAGGCGGUGGCCCCGGCGUCCGUGUCAUGACCGGACCGAAUCCCAUUGCGAUUUUGUCGACGUUGCUCAACUUGGAUCGGAAUGGUGAUGCGGUCUACUCGCAAGAAGAACUAGAUCGGGUAAUAUCACAGCUGAUUGAUCAGAAUGCACGGGGGACGGCGCCACCACCCGCUGCUCCCAGUGCGAUCCAGUCUCUGCCGAAGAAGAAAGUGGACCAGGAGAUGCUGGGCAGCGAAGGCAAGGCGGAAUGUUCGAUUUGCAUGGACCCGGUGGAAUUAGGCACGGAGGUCACCGUACUACCCUGCAAGCACUGGUUCCACUACAACUGUAUUGAGAUGUGGCUGAGCCAACACAAUACAUGUCCCCACUGCCGGCGAGGCAUCAACAUUCCGGCAGCACCCGAAGGAAGCAGCGAUAACCCGGUAGUCAUCAACAGCAGUCCGGAGACGUCACCCCGUCGGCCGAGUGGCGCGGCUCGCGAGCAUAGCGGUCAGUCGCCGCCCCAGUGGUUCGGGACUGGACCCGAGACAGGACAAGAACCAGAUCAAGGGCGCUCCAGUCGGAAUGACAAUCAAGGAGGAGGCUUCGCCGGCUGGGUUCGAAGCCAUUUCGGAGGAGGCAACCCGUAG